UUGGAGAUAUUCGGGUAUUUUGUUUUUUUCCUCCCCCGUGUAUAAUAAUCCUUACGCGUCCGUGCGCCUCUGCACACAAAAAAAACAUCCCCCGUUCUCCCGACACCGAGGGCGGCUGCAGCAGCAGGAGAGAGAGAAGAGAGAAGAGAGAAGAGAGAAGAGAGAAGAGAGAAGAGAGAGAGAGAGAGGGGCUUCAUCAGUGUCACGAAUCCGGAUUUCCCCAGCCCUUUGCCGGCAGAGAGGGUGGGGAGGACCGUGGACAGGAGUCAAGCCGAUGUGAGCUCAGCCCUGCGCCCGGCUCUGUCGUUUUGACUCAGCAACUGUUUUACGGCCGCCCCCCCACCCCACCCCACCCCACCCCACCCCCACAUCAGUGUCCAGAGAGAGAGUCCUGUCUGUGCACCAUCACCCAGUUUCCUCCUGUGCUGGUCAACUCUGAUGGAUCAGUAUGUCUACUUCUAAUAAUAUCGCCCAGGCCAGGAAACUGGUGGAACAGCUGAGGAUUGAGGCAGGGAUCGAACGCAUCAAGGUGUCUAAAGCAGCAGCAGACCUAAUGAGCUACUGUGAGCAGCACGCUCGUAGCGACCCUCUGCUGGUCGGGGUUCCCACCUCCGAAAACCCGUUCAAGGACAAGAAACCCUGCAUCAUCCUAUAGCUGCGUUCUACUCCUCCUGCCCACACACACACACACACUCACAGAAAAACGCACAUAGACACACACAAACAAACAUACACUCAGUACCGUAAAUUGACCCCCAGACGCACACAUGCAAACACACAACUUCAAGCACCUUAUUUUAGGGGGCUAUAUCUAGAAACCACACGCACGCACACACACACACACACACACACACACACACACACACACUCCCAAAAGAGCCACUCUGGAAAAGCGCCAUACCCCAGAGCCACAGCUCAGGGGCAGGUAUCAUGUGCACCCAGUGGCCGACAUCAGUAUAUCACUGAGUAUGAUCCAAGGUGCUUUGGUAAUAUUCAUACAUGCUGGUAAAUUAACUACAAGUGUCAUAUUAACUUGAAAAGGGAUUUGGACAUUAUUAACUAACAGAAAAGUGGGAUUUUUCUUUAUUUUGGUUUGUGUGUGAGGGGUUGGGUGAAGGACGGACAGCUGAGCCAUAGGCCGGGAGUGGGAGGAUGCAUGUGGGCUACAGACACGGGCGGUAGGUGCUUCUUCCAACCGAGCCAAACACGUCCUGGUGUCCCGCUAACAGGCUUAAAAGUUAUUUUUAUGUGAGAGUUCAAAGGGUCCGAGAGCUUUGUCCCGGUGCAAAAUCAUAGCAGGGCCUUUUUGGAGCAAGUGGCCAAAGGCUUUUCCUUUAUCGGACUAUAGCAUGUUCCCACUCAAACCGGCAUCACCAGACCUUCUCUGCCUGUGGCCUCACUGCGGCCGUCUUCAGCCUUUGGCCAAACCUCCCAGCUGUGCCAACCUGUGCGGAGAGUCCUCUCUAUAGAUGCCGAUCUGCCGUCACUGAUUCCGCCGCAGUUUGUUAUGGUGGCUGAAAUCAACGUCUAACCCGACCUCAGAUCUGCACCUAUGAGGUGAACACAGCUGGACACAGAACUCAAGCUAUUAACCCCGGACGUUUACUGCAUUUUUCUUAUCAAAAGAUACUUGUUUGUGAACUCAAUGUACAUUUUGAUAUUUUUCGUUGAAGCGUUACUUAACAGACGAUACUGUACUUUUGGGGUUUUUUAAUGUUUGCUUUGUGUUGCCCCUGGUUGAUCAGGUUUCUUUUUUUCCCAGCUAGUGUUAAUGAAACGGGAGGAGAUCUGAUCGAAAACCGAGGGUACAAACCUAACCAGAUACCUGCUAUAGCAGCUUCAAGGUUUCUAUUGUACAUCAAGCCUCCCUGUGCUUUAACCCGAGAGAGGGCGAGGUCGCAGUUUGACCCUACCCGAGAGACGGCUGGGGGAGAAACCCCAGACUUAAAAAAACUAGAAAUGAAGCUGUCCCCAAAAGUUAAAAAAAAUGAAGCUUUCUGUUUCUUACCUUCUCCGCUCAUGUUCUUUUUACUCGUAGCGUCAAAAGGUCGAAAUGAAGAGAAAUCAUUGGAUUGUGCAAAGCUGGAGGAGUUUGUUUUAUUUGCCUCUACAGUCGAGAAGGGAAUCUUGUUUUAGUGCAAAAAUAAUUCUGCCUCUAAAUCAGAUAAAAUGCUCGGCUUUAUCAGUUUUCAAAGUUUCCAGUCUCCUCCAGUGUAACAGCUCACUUUAACGUGAGCUAACACUCGGUUUCCUCUUCUCUCCGCUCCUCCACGAUUCUCCUCCUUUCUGAAAAACCAAACUUGAUUGUAAAAACUGAAGAUGACGUGGGGGGAACAAUGAACUUAAGAGAAACAAACUAAGUGUAUAAACUUUCUUUCAGACAUGUGCAGAAGUGAUAAGUUGAAGAGUAGCUGUUUUGGGUUUUCUUUUUUUGAGUUUUCUUCUCUCUGUGGAGUCCAUGGAACCUGGUCAGUUGAGUAUUACCCUGUACAGUGUUUGUAAGAUACAAAAUCUAAACACAGAAUCCCCCUGUGGAUGUUUGGAUUUUUUAGUACUACUUAUUCUGUUCUGUCGGUCAGGAUCAUGUCUGUCAUCUUUUAUUUAUUUUCACUUUUCUGUUAAUCUGGUUUUAGAGGCUUGUGAUAGCGUUUUUUAACGACAGAUGCAAAUACAACCAACACAAUGAGGAUGAAUAAUUUAAAACAGAAAUGCGAGUCGUGUUUGGUUUAGGAUUUUACUCUGUUAGAGGAUGAAUCGACUCAUUCGAGAUGCAAAAACCAACCUCCUGAUCCGUCCUCUAACACCGGAGCAGCCCACGGGUUUUAUUCUUCUCCAGUGUUGAUUUUGGUGGGCGACAGACGACGAGGACAACACACACAUCCACACACACGCACACCUACACUCUCCCACAUUUGCUUUUUAGACUCGAAGGAUGAAUGUCAGAGGUCAAAAGUUGGAGCCGUAAGGACUGAGCAUAGAGGGCUGGUUUUGACGGUUAAUCGCUGAAAGAAGAAAGCUUUGUGCCAUCAUAUUUACACUUUAGCAUUUAGCUCAAGGCUUUUGUGAGGAGUUGCGUACAGUGACAGAGCAGGGUGGGGUCACUUGUACAGGACUUAACACCACUGACGUACUGUCACGGGGGGGGUUGAGCCCACUGCUCUGUUCGCUAAUGACUAGGUCAAUACGGCCCACCUGUUAGGCUGAGGUCUGGGAGUUUGGAGUUGGAGGUGGUGAGAGCUGGGCAGUUUGUGUGUGAAUGGCUCCACACCUGCUUAUCGAUGAGCGUGUGCCUGAGUGUUGAAGGCCACUGGAGGAAACCCUGCUAAAAAAUAUACUCCUUAAAAAGUAAUAUUGUGUUGCAUCUGAGGUGUUAUUGCGCUCCAUGUUUUCCGACUUCUUUUUGACAGAAAAUGCAGAAUAAUCUGAAAAAUUUGUUCCCAAGCAGGAAAAUUCACGUGAACACCAUGUCGAGUCGGAAUAACAACUGGGUACACGAGUUGCUGCUCAUCACUUCUAAACCAAUUAACAUAAUCAAUCUAACCCCUCUUUAGCCAAUACAGACAUUUGUAUGAUUAAUGUGCAUAUGUUCAAAAUUAUCUAUAUGCCCAUCACAUCCGAUCCUUUUUCUUUGCUCUUCGUUAUACUAAGUUAAUGAAUGCACAGUGGUACCACUCAUGUCUGCUGCGUAACUAUCAAGCUAUUGCCAGCCUUGAGGUAGCUUAGCUCUGCAUAGGCUGACCAUCUCUAAACCUCAAAUAUUUACACAUCAUUUUAUUAUUUAUUCACAGUUUUGAACUAUACAGGUGCUUGAAGGUUGAUUUCCUCACCUGUAAACACAGUAGCUGUAGAUGUUUCCCCUUUGUUCAGUCUUUAACAAGCUAACAAGCUGUAGCUUCAUUUUUAACGUAGAUCAUGCGAGUGGUGUUCAUUUUCUCAUCUAACUACCAGCAAGAAAGUAUAUAUUCCCCCUAAAUAUCAUACAUUUCACUAUCCUGAUGAAACAAUGUUAAAACACUAAUUAGUUUGCCUGAUACAAAGCCCUGCUUCAUCUUUCCUUUGCGUCUGGUCCUGACAAAGAGCAGAGAUAGUAGGAGCUGGAGAAAGGCCACAGUGAGGGUAGAUAUCGAGGGGGUGUUUGGAUGUAUACAUGUGUGUGGGUGGGGUGUUGGUCAGAUGUUAGCUUUUGGUAGCUGAAAACGAUGAUGUGGCAGAGCAGUCGGCAGAGAGGAGAAAAUAGAGGUGUGUGUGUGUGUGUGUAUGUGUGUGUAGGAGAGACACAGUGUUUAUGAACACAAGGGGCCUCUGGAGUGAUGCUGUACCUCAGUCCUGCCAUUCCAGGUCAUGGUGACUCUGACCGGAGACGAGGUCAUGUGACAAGCAGCACGUAUGGCCUCCCCCUCCAGGCCAGUGUUCACAUUUUAGGGAAGCAUAACCGUAAUUAUUCAGUUUAGGGUUAGGAAGCUAUUUUUGAUGAGAUGACCACUGAUAAUAGUCACAAAGCUGUGAAAUUCAAUGAUUUGAAGACUUCCCUUUUCAGACUAGUUAUCCCAGGGUCUUAUGCUAAGCUAAGCUAGCUGUCUGCGGACUCUAGCUUUAUAUUUAGCAAACAAACGUGUCUGUGUCUCAUGUCUUUCUUUUGCCAAGCAAGCAAACCAGCGUGUUUCUCGAAAUACCAAAUUGUCCCUUAUAAUUACAUGAAUAUAUUUUAUCUAUAUGUGUGGAGAUAAACGAAGAGGAAAACUACAAGGAACCAACUGAGGAAUGAUGAAAACUGCACAAACAGCUCCUUACCCUAACCUUUACCAUCACAACUAAACGCCUAACCCUAACCUAAUUCUAACCCCAACCCUAAAAACAAGUCUUAACCCUCAAACAAGCAUUUGAAUUUGGUAUUGAACCAAAAUUGGCCCUCAUAACUACAGAUAGAUAUCCACAUACACACAAACAUACACACAUACACUGGUGUUGUCCUGAUGGUGACUGACAGAUACGGUUUUAUUUUGUCAUCGUUGUUCAUUUCAGUCAUUCCAUAGCUGGUUGGGCUUACAAUCAGAGACAGCCGUCCCCCAUCGCUGGUUCGGCUGACAGUUUGUCUGAUUGGUUGGUUGUUAGUUUGCCUUAUAGUGGCGUAUAUUGUGUUAAUGCUGGUGUUGGGGUUAUCAGAUCCACAGAAUGAACAGUCUUAAAGUACAUCACGUGGCUCCAGAUGGAAAUCCACAGCGAGCCCGGUGAAAUUCAUGUCUGCUCGGGUGGGGAGAGCUGCGGCUCCUCGCCGGUGGACUUUCAUAUCAAACAUCAGUGAAGCGGCUCUGAGCCCUUUUCCGAGACUCAUGUUUUGUGUUCUGAUCUCCUGUGUAUGCAUACGGUAUAUGUAACUUUUUUGCCUUGAUUGAUUAUGAAGAAAAUAUAUCUAUUUUUUGUAACUGUUCUCUGAUGUGCCAUAACUCAUGUUUUCUUGCACACUGUUAAUAUUUUGUGGAUAUUGCUGUUAAAAAAGAUGAUAUUGAGAAGUAGAUAACAUUAAUAAAAAGAUGAUAUAAUAACUUG
This is a messenger RNA of Hippoglossus stenolepis (Pacific halibut), 5547 nucleotides long. It is a transcript of the gene gng7, whose product is annotated as guanine nucleotide binding protein (G protein), gamma 7. Gene Ontology annotation, molecular function: G-protein beta-subunit binding. Gene Ontology annotation, biological process: G protein-coupled receptor signaling pathway. The record is from RefSeq and is a predicted model, not a curated record. The transcript is spliced from 4 exons. Gene Ontology annotation, cellular component: heterotrimeric G-protein complex. Bases 449 to 655 code for a protein of 68 amino acids. NCBI's taxonomy places the organism in Eukaryota, Metazoa, Chordata, Actinopteri, Pleuronectiformes, Pleuronectidae.